Molecule: messenger RNA, 1065 nt
Organism: Plasmodium falciparum 3D7
Lineage: Eukaryota; Apicomplexa; Aconoidasida; Haemosporida; Plasmodiidae
Gene: MSP3
Product: merozoite surface protein 3
Source: RefSeq, a predicted model, not a curated record
AUGAAAAGUUUUAUAAAUAUUACUCUUUCAUUAUUUUUGUUACAUUUAUAUAUUUAUAUAAAUAAUGUUGCUAGUAAAGAAAUUGUAAAAAAAUAUAAUCUUAACUUAAGAAAUGCAAUAUUGAAUAAUAAUUCUCAAAUAGAAAAUGAAGAAAAUGUAAAUACUACAAUUACUGGUAAUGAUUUUAGUGGUGGAGAAUUUUUGUGGCCUGGUUAUACGGAAGAAUUAAAAGCUAAAAAAGCUUCCGAAGAUGCUGAAAAAGCUGCUAAUGAUGCUGAAAAUGCUUCAAAAGAGGCAGAAGAAGCUGCUAAAGAAGCAGUAAAUUUAAAGGAAUCUGAUAAAUCUUAUACAAAAGCAAAAGAAGCAUGUACAGCUGCUUCAAAGGCAAAGAAAGCUGUUGAAACUGCUUUAAAGGCAAAAGAUGAUGCUGAAAAAUCUUCAAAAGCUGAUAGUAUUUCUACAAAAACAAAAGAAUAUGCUGAAAAAGCAAAAAAUGCUUAUGAAAAGGCAAAAAAUGCUUAUCAAAAAGCAAACCAAGCUGUUUUAAAAGCAAAAGAAGCUUCUAGUUAUGAUUAUAUUUUAGGUUGGGAAUUUGGAGGAGGCGUUCCAGAACACAAAAAAGAAGAAAAUAUGUUAUCACAUUUAUAUGUUUCUUCAAAGGAUAAGGAAAAUAUAUCUAAGGAAAAUGAUGAUGUAUUAGAUGAGAAGGAAGAAGAGGCAGAAGAAACAGAAGAAGAAGAACUUGAAGAAAAAAAUGAAGAAGAAACAGAAUCAGAAAUAAGUGAAGAUGAAGAAGAAGAAGAAGAAGAAGAAGAAAAGGAAGAAGAAAAUGACAAAAAAAAAGAACAAGAAAAAGAACAAAGUAAUGAAAAUAAUGAUCAAAAAAAAGAUAUGGAAGCACAGAAUUUAAUUUCUAAAAACCAGAAUAAUAAUGAGAAAAACGUAAAAGAAGCUGCUGAAAGCAUCAUGAAAACUUUAGCUGGUUUAAUCAAGGGAAAUAAUCAAAUAGAUUCUACCUUAAAAGAUUUAGUAGAAGAAUUAUCCAAAUAUUUUAAAAAUCAUUAA